AUGGCAGAUAAACCUGAGGUGGCGCAAGUAACAAAUGAGAAGAAGAAGGUCCCGAAGAGAGUCGAGGCAGGGAAAAGAUUAGCAGCUAUCAGAAAAUUGGCCAAGGAGAAGAAAAAAAACAGUUGGAAGGUGAUAGUAAGGAAGAAGGUUCCAACAUGUUAACAAUCGCUAGACUGGCUGUUGCAGUCAUCACCCUACUAAUUACAUACCAGAUGAACCAACGAGAAGAAAUGACAUUGGAAACAAAGACAGAACCAGACACUGUAUCAAUCGAGAAAAGCCGCGACUCCAACAUUGACUCACUUGAGUAA
This is a messenger RNA of Paramuricea clavata, 311 nucleotides long. Lineage: Eukaryota; Metazoa; Cnidaria; Anthozoa; Malacalcyonacea; Plexauridae. The record is from the annotation of a GenBank genome assembly.